Molecule: messenger RNA, 1140 nt
Organism: Caenorhabditis elegans
Lineage: Eukaryota; Metazoa; Nematoda; Chromadorea; Rhabditida; Rhabditidae
Gene: F59E12.8
Product: PBPb domain-containing protein
Exons: 8
Coding region: 1-1140 (379 amino acids)
Source: RefSeq, marked reviewed
AUGUUGGGUGACAUUCAAAAAGGAAGAAUUGAUAUGGCUUGUGGUAGGUUCCGAAUGACUGCUGACCGUGCAAAUGUUCUUACAUUCACUUAUCCAACUCAAUUUGAAGUGAAUCAAGUAUAUCUAAUAACUGAUCCUCAAAAAUCAGUCGACGUUGUUUUUCUAUUUCAUCCGUUCUCUACAACUGUCUGGCUUCUUCUCAGUUUGACAGUUUUAGUUGUUGCAAUUGUAUUCUUCAUAUUAAGAUUUGUUGAAUUCAAAUCAACCAAGGAAACUGAAAGCUCUUAUGAAUGUAUUCAAAACAGCAUAUUCCAAGUUUUAUUGAGCACUUUCAAUUUGGAAAUUCGAGUGGCAAAAAAGUCGACAUUCUUCGCAUUUCAUCUGUUUUCUACAAUAUGGUUACUUGCUUGGUUUCACGUUUUUAUCGAUUUUUACACAUCAGAGUUAAGUGGAAUGAUGGUUGUUUCUGACAAAAGACAAGUUCCAUUUGAUAAUUUUUAUGGAUUUAUUGAUCACCUCAGAAAAGGAAACUAUCGUCUGUUCACACCAUCUGCCGACCGUAUUCCAGAAUGUCCACAUGAGAUAACAACAUCCAAAUGUAAUGCAAUAUUUUCUGAAAUUCUAUCCAAACAUCCUCCGGAAUAUGGAGAUUUAAUGCAACUCAACGAUCGAGAAUUUGUUUCAUCAAGAAAAAUACCAUUGGUCGGAUUUGGAUGGUAUCCAGCUCAACGAAUCUCCUCAAAAUUCUCCAUUUGGACUCAAGAAUUAUUUCAUUCAGAUAUAUGGCUUAUUAGAGACUUUCCGGUCUGCCCAGCCGCUUAUAUUGUGCGCCCAACGUUUCCAUAUCUUGACGAAUUGAACGAAAUGAUCAUUAAAGUUCUUCCAGCAUUUAGUAGAAUCGAUAAUCAUUACACACCAGCCUAUCCAGAAUUGACACUAACUGGAAAACCGUCAAAAUCUUCGUUCUCUCUGAACCAACUUUCUUCAAUAUUUUUGAUUCAUCUUCUCGGUGCAUUCGUUUCAACAUUAUUUCUUAUUGCGGAACUUGUGAUCGCUGAGUUGACCAAACGUCACAAUAUUGAUAGCACACUUCAAACGAGACUGGAUAAUUCAAAAAGUUUGAAAAUGGAAAAUGGAUAG